Messenger RNA from Arachis duranensis, 473 nucleotides. RefSeq names its product late embryogenesis abundant protein 2-like. The record is from RefSeq and is a predicted model, not a curated record. The coding region runs from base 135 to 329 and encodes 64 amino acids. The transcript has 3 exons. Lineage: Eukaryota; Viridiplantae; Streptophyta; Magnoliopsida; Fabales; Fabaceae.
UUGAACAAUGCAAUGCUUUGAGAAGCUAUAUAAACCAACAAAACACAUAGCAACCUAAACAUCUUCAUCUCAAAACACAAAACAAUAUUUUGAUAUUUAUUUGAAAUACUUUCUGUUUAUCAAAUACUUUCAAUAUGAAUUCUUCCGAAAAGAUGAGCUACAAUGCUGGAGUUGCCAAGGGCCAAGUUCAGGAAAAGACCAACAACAUGAUAGACAAGGCUAGUGAUGCUGCUCAGUCUGCUAAAGAAUCAGUGCAAGAGACUGGUCAGCAGAUUAAGGCCAAGGCAGAAGGAGCAUGUGAAGCAGUGAAGGAGAAAAUGAACAAUUGAGGACUGAUUGAUUGAUGGAACAAAGGUUGAUAUUGUUGCAUGCCUUCAUGAUUCAAUUGAUCAAGAUUCAGGAUAUGGAUAUAUAUAUUUUAACUGAAUACACUUUUGUUUCUCUCAGUUUUAGUCUAGUGCCUUUUCAUAAUA